AUGUCUUCACUAACCAUCUCAACAUCAUCCACAUUCAUCAUCUUCUUCUUUCUUUGUCUCAUCACCAAUGGCCUAGCUGCUGAUUUCCAUGUCAAAAGAUAUGGAGCAAAAGCCAAUGGCAACUCAGAUGAUAGCCAGGCGAUUAUGAGGGCUUGGAAGGAUGCUUGCAUGUCAAGAAAGGCAAGCAAAGUAGUGAUAUCUGGUGGGAGAUAUGUGGUGAAUUCGAUGAAGUUUAAAGGGCCAUGCAUGGCACCCAUUCAUAUUCAAAUGGAGGGCAGACUCGAAGCGCCCCUCAAUAUUCAACACAUGAAAUCUGACGACAAUUGGAUCAUUUUUGAGUACAUCAAUGCUUUAACAAUUUCUGGAAAAGGCAUUUUUGAUGGCCGAGGAUCUCUUGCUUGGAAGCAAAAUCAAUGCGCUUCUUCUGGCAAAUGCGACUCUCUCCCUAUUAGCUUGAGAUUCUACCGCCUCAACAACACUAUAAUUCGAGGCAUAACUUCAACAGACAGCAAGUUCUUCCACAUGAACCUGCACAACUGUAGGAACAUGACCCUUCAAAACAUCAUCAUCAAUGCCCCUGGCGUAAGUCCCAACACCGACGGGAUCCAUAUUGGAGGAUCGAGUGGGGUGACUAUAAGCAAUGCCAGGAUCGAAACGGGUGACGAUUGUGUCUCGAUCGGCGACGGAAGCCAACAGAUAACCAUCGAGAAGGUGACAUGCGGUCCUGGCCACGGGAUUAGCAUUGGAAGCCUUGGAAAGUACAAGAAUGAGAAGCCAGUGUCUGGAGUCAUUGUCAGAAAUUGCACAAUCAAAAACACCAUGUUCGGAGUUAGGAUCAAAACAUGGCCAGAUUCUACGCAAGGGAUUGCCACCAAUAUGCACUUUGAUAGCAUUGUGAUGAACAAUGUUGGCACUCCUAUCCUAAUUGACCAACAAUAUUGCCCAUAUGGAAAGUGUCGAUUCAAGAUUCCAUCCAGAGUUGCAAUAAGCGAUGUCAGAUUCAGGAACAUCGUAGGGACAUCGACAACUCGAGUGGCUGUAAAGCUUGUGUGCAGCCGAGGGUAUCCGUGCAAGAACGUGAAGCUAUCAAACAUAAACUUGAGAUACAUAGGCACCAAUGGCACAGCCAUAUCAGAAUGUUCGAAUGUGAAGCCUACAAUAUCUGGAAGAGUGAUGCCGCCACCCUGCACUAGGGCCUUUGCAAUAUGAUUCAUCCAAAACCCAACAAAACAAAACAUAUGAAUAUAUGAAUACUAGCACCCUUUCAUGCUUUUUAAUGUACAUGAGCAUGAUGAGAGGUGAAGUUUCAAUG
Cucurbita maxima (winter squash) is the source of this 1312-nucleotide messenger RNA. Its product is annotated as exopolygalacturonase clone GBGA483-like. Bases 1 to 1209 code for a protein of 402 amino acids. The record is from RefSeq and is a predicted model, not a curated record. Lineage: Eukaryota; Viridiplantae; Streptophyta; Magnoliopsida; Cucurbitales; Cucurbitaceae. Gene Ontology annotation, molecular function: polygalacturonase activity. Gene Ontology annotation, biological process: carbohydrate metabolic process. The transcript has 4 exons.